Molecule: messenger RNA, 1602 nt
Organism: Lodderomyces elongisporus
Lineage: Eukaryota; Fungi; Ascomycota; Pichiomycetes; Serinales; Debaryomycetaceae
Gene: NAB2
Product: mRNA-binding protein
Exons: 1
Coding region: 1-1602 (533 amino acids)
Biological process (GO): regulation of mRNA stability
Cellular component (GO): nucleus; cytoplasm
Molecular function (GO): poly(A) binding; zinc ion binding
Source: RefSeq, a predicted model, not a curated record
AUGUCAUUUGAUCCACAAGGUGAAGUAGCAUCAAGACUUCGAAUCGGUCUUUCACAAGAAAUACAGAAUGUGUAUGGGAAGGGGCAAGACGAUGCCAACGAUAUCUCAGACUACCUCAUCUAUUGUAUAAGUCAAGGAAAAAACAACGAUGAGAUUGUGAAUGAAGUCAAUGAAAUAGCAGAUACUGCGAUCAAUAUUGAAUUUUUGGGCAAGGUGUAUAAUGAGAUUAAUAAUAUCAGUGAAAGUUUGAAAACAGACCAACAAGAGCAAUCACAGGAGCAGCAGGCAGUUCAUCAAGAACAGAUACAACAACCAGCCCAACAGCCAGCUCAACAGCCAGCUCAACAACCAGCUCAACAACCAGCUCAACAACCAGCUCAACAACCAGCUCAGCAGCCAGUACAUUCAAUUCAACCAGUCCAUGAUCAACAACCACAAGAAACACAACAAUCACUAUUUUCAAGCAAAGAUUAUAUUCUGAAUACAUCGAAACUAAGCGAUGUCACAGAUACUGAGGUUACAACAACAUUCACCAAGCCACCAUCAGGACCGAAGCGAUUAACUGAGCAAGAAAAGCUUGCACAAAGGAGAAAGAGAUUUGGUGUUGAGUCUUCAUCUAUAAACAAGGGUAAACCAACUGGACAAGCAUCUUCGUCCUUAUCUACGCGAUCUUUGGGCUCUGCUUCUAUCCCACGUGGUCCAGCCGGAGGAGUUGGUAAAGGUAAACACAAUGAUCGAACAAAUGGUGUCAAGAGAGCUCCACAAGCAUUGGAGCGUUUACAAAACUUUGUACAAAAUGGAUCAAAUGGAAAUGGCAUUGACAGUAAUAACAAUACUAACGGUAUCAGCACUUCAAGGUUUGUGCUGCAGCCUCCGAAAGGUAGAUGUCCCGAUCAUCCAUACUGCAAGAAUAAAGAGUGUACAAAAGCGCAUCCUACCAGAAACUGUUUUGCAUACCCAAACUGUUCGAACCCUCCUGGAACAUGUAACUACUUGCACCCAGAGGAAGAUAAAGAGUUGAUUGAGAAAUUGGCAAUUUCAAAGAAGGAAUACGAACAACGACAACUUAAUUACCUAUUGGUGAAACAGGGGUCGUGCAAGUUUGGAUCAAGUUGCGCCAAAGAGAAUUGUCCAUAUGCUCAUCCGACCCCUGCUAAUCCCAAUGCCAAGAUCAAGACAUUGGAUUGGUGUUCGGCAGGUAAGGAUUGUGUUGAUGAAAGCUGUGAGAAGUCGCAUCCACGUGUACCGAACGCGUCAACCAAGGUGUUGCUUCCACCUGAAGUAAUUGCGUUGGAACAGUGCAAAUUUGGCAUGAGCUGUACCAAUGCAAGGUGUCCAAGAAGACAUGCUACCUCAUCGGUCCCAUGUAGGCUGGGUGCAAACUGUACCAAUGUCAGCUGUACGUUUGCCCAUCCUAUAAAUGAGCCAUGUCGAUUUGGUGCGCAAUGCAAUGCGCCAUUUUGUCUAUUCCAACAUCCACCAGAAAGACAAACUCCGUCGUCAAAUACAUGGUCCAAUACUGCGACCAAUGGGAACUCUGUAACAAACCGUCAAUUUGCCGUAGCUGAUGAUCAAGUAAUGGAGCAAGUUGUUCAACAAUAA